Pyrus x bretschneideri (Chinese white pear) is the source of this 1147-nucleotide messenger RNA. RefSeq names its product feruloyl CoA ortho-hydroxylase F6H1-3-like. The record is from RefSeq and is a predicted model, not a curated record. Bases 1 to 1092 code for a protein of 363 amino acids. The transcript is spliced from 2 exons. Lineage: Eukaryota; Viridiplantae; Streptophyta; Magnoliopsida; Rosales; Rosaceae.
AUGGCUCCACCUGUGGCACAAACCAUCACCGACCCUUCAAGCGUCACUGAUUUUGUUAUAAGCAAAAGUCAUGGAGUAAGGGGUCUUUCAGAAAUGGGACUAAAAGCCCUCCCCAAGCAAUAUAUCCAACCCCUUGAAGAAAGAAUUACUACUAUGAAUGUUGUGGCCACAACAAACCCUGGAGAGUACAUUCCCAUCAUCGACAUGUCGAACUCUGACGACCCAAAAGUUGCAGAAGCAAUUUGCAAUGCAGCGGAGAAGUGGGGGUUCUUUCAACUAGUGAAUCAUGGGGUGCCAAUCGAAGUGCUUGAGAAUGUGAAGGAAGCAACUCAUCGCUUCUUCGAGUUGCCAGCCGAGAAGAAGACUAAGUAUUCGGUUGAGCAUUCGGCCUCAAAAAAUGUCCGGUUUGGAACGAGCUUUAGUCCUCAUGCAGAGAAGGCUUUGGAGUGGAAAGAUUGGCUUAGUCUAUUCUAUGUGUCUGAGGAUGAGGCCUCUGCAUUCUGGCCUCCUGCAUGCAAGGCUGAAGUGCUGGAAUACAUGAAGAAGACCGACAUUCUUACAAAACAAAUCCUAGAAAUGCUAAUGAAAAGACUAAACGUGAAGGAACUGGACCAAGAAAAGGAACAUCUUCUAAUGGGAUCCAAGCGGAUUAACCUUAACUGCUACCCGGUGUGUCCAAACCCUGAGCUCACGGUUGGAGUCGGCCGUCACUCUGAUGUCUCAACACUCACAAUCCUCCUCCAAGACCACAUCGGUGGACUUUACAUCCGCGGAACCGAUAAGAAGAGCUGGGUUCAUGUUCCGCCAGUGAAGGGGUCGUUGGUGAUCAACAUAGGCGAUGCACUGCAAAUAAUGAGCAACGGACGAUACAAGAGCAUCGAGCAUCGAGUCGCAGCCAAUGGAUGUAAGAACAGAAUUUCGGUUCCCAUUUUUGUCAACCCAAGGCCAUCGGAUUUGAUCGCUCCGCUGCCGGAAGUUCUUGCAAGUGGGGAGAAAGCAGUGUAUAAACAAGUUCUCUACUCUGACUAUGUCAAACAUUUCUUCCGCAAGGCUCAUGAUGGGAAGGGUACAAUUGACUUUGCCAAAGCAUGAAGUUGUUACCAUGCAUUGUGGAAUGUUCUGUUGGGUGAAUAAGUUUAGCGAUCAA